This is a messenger RNA of Coregonus sp. 'balchen', 7806 nucleotides long. The record is from the annotation of a GenBank genome assembly. NCBI's taxonomy places the organism in Eukaryota, Metazoa, Chordata, Actinopteri, Salmoniformes, Salmonidae.
UCCCAGGCCAUGCACAUUGUGCGGACAGUGGGCCAGGCCUUUGACGUGUGCCACCAGCUGACCCUGCAGCAGAGCUCCGAGGAGGGAGUGGACACCAAUGCUGCCGACGCAGAUGGGGCAGAAGUCGUGCCAGGUGUGACUCACUCGCUCACGCACCAUACUGUCUUAUUACCUAGUACCAUCUUAUUACCUAGAAUCAUCUUAUUACCUAGAACCAUCUUACUCUCCAUCCAUCUCUCUCAUUCAGCCAAGACGAGGUUGGCAUUGUCUGAUUCGACCGACCUUGAAGCAACCACGGAGGAGAGCAUAGACUGUUUGUCAUCUGACCUGGACAAGACCAAAAGCCAGGACCUUCUUAGUAAAGAUGUGAAGGUACUGUAUGACCUGGGUCUUAUUCAUUACAUCACACUGUAGCGAAACGUUUUGCAACAGAAAAUGUAUGUGGACACCUGCUCGUCGAACAUCUCAGUCCAAAAUCAUGGGCAUUAAUAUCGAGUUGGUCCCCCCUUUGCUGCUAUAACAGCCUCCACUCUUCUGGGAAGGCUUUCCACUAGAUGUUGGAACAUUGCUGCAGGGACUUGCUUCCAUUCAGCCACAAGAGCAUUAGUGAGGUCAGGCACUGAUGUUGGGCGAUUAGACCUGGCUCGCAGUCGACGUUCCAAUUCAUCCCAAAGGUGUUCGAUGGAGUUGAGGUCAGGGCUCUGUGCAGGCCAGUCAAGUUCCUCCACACCGAUCUUGACAAACCAUUUCUCUAUGGACCUCGCUUUGUGCAGGUGGACAUUGUCAUCCUGAAACAGGAAAGGGCCUUCCCCAAACUGUUGCCUCAAAGUUGGCAGCACAGAAUCUAGAAAGUAAUUGUAUUCUGUAGCGUUAAGAUUUCCCUUCACUGGAACUAAGGGGCCUAGCCCGAACUAUGAAAACAGCCCCAGACCAUUAUUCCUCCUCCGCCAAACUUUACAGUUGGCACUAUGCAUUGUGGCAGGUAGUGUUCUCCUGGCAUCCGCCAAAACCAGAUUUGUCCGUCGGACUGCCAGAUAGUGAAGCGUGAUUCAUCACUCCUGAGAAUGCGUUUCCACUGCUCCAGAGUCCAAUGGCGGUGAGCUUUACACCACUCCAGCCGACGCUUAGCAUUGCGCAUGGUGAUCUUAGGCUUGUGUGCGGCUGCUCGGCCAUGGAAACCCAUUUCAUGAAGUCCCGACGAACAGUUCUUGUGCUGACAUUGCUUCCAGAAGCAGUUUGGAACUCGGUGUUGCAACCGAGGACAGACGAUUUUUACACGCUACGCGCUUCAGCACUCGCCAGUCCCGUUCUUUGAGCUUGUGUGGCCUACCACUUCACGGCUGAGCCGUUGAUGCUCCUAGACGUUUCCACUUCACAAUAACAGCACUUACAGUUGACCGGGGCAGCUCUAGCAGGGCAGAAAUUUGACGAACUGACUUGUUGGAAAGGUGGCAUCCUAUGACGGUGCCACGUUGAAAGUCACUGAGCUCUUCAGUACGGGCCAUUCUACUGCCAAUGUUUGUCUAUGGAGAUUGAUUGGCUGUUUGCUCGAUUUUAUACACCUGUCAGCAACAGGUGUGGCUGAACUAGCUGAAUCCACUCAUUUGAAGGGGUGUCCACAUACUUCAGGUAGUACCUCCCCGUUUCACUCAGUUUCAAAACGUUUUCCACCUACUGAACAUGACCCUGGUCAAAUCUGCAAAGCACCAUAUUUUUGCAGUGUAAAGUGUAGUGUUACACAAAAUAUUCAAAGCCCUCCAUCCCAAAACUCUUAACUAAUAUAAGGCUUUGAGAGCACCAUCUCAUCAACCGAUUUUCAAACCUCAUAAAUAUUGUAAAUGAGUCUUCAGCCUCAUUUACAUAAUUCUUGCAUAUGACGAAACGUCACCCUUAAAGGAAGCUUUUUGCAGAUCAACAGAUGCUACUGAAGGAUCUAGUGUGGAACUGAGAUGUUAUCUUGUGUUUGUCGAGAAAUAUUUCAUAGGGUGGUGUUGUAAUAUUAAUGUGUUCCUAUGGUUUAUUGAUGAAAACACAGCAUGAUGCUAUCUAUCCAGUGCUCUACUAACCAGUGUGUCAUACCACCCGCUCUCUAUCUAUUCUCUCUCUCUCUCUCUCUCUCUCUCGCUCUCUCUAUCUAUCUCUGUUUGUUAAUAGCUUUAUCUUGCCUGGCUGAUUGUAAGACACUCUUUUGUAGCCUAUUGUAUUGUAUUGAACCGUAUUGUGUUGAAUCCCAGCCCGGUGUAUUCAUAGCACAGAGAUAACUACUGCUAGUAUGGAGCUGUCCUUGGUGCUUUAUGAUGGUAGGCCUAUAAGUGAAGUGCUGAAUGAAGUCCAAUAGGUUUCCAAAAAGAGCUUUCACUAUUGUGGUGUACGCAAUUAUAGCACGCAGUAACAUAAUGACACCAUUCACCAAUGGGGAAAAUCAAGGCUAAUACUGUCAGAUGGAAUAGAAACCAUGACAGUUUUUGCUCAACAUAAAGAUAAUAGUAUUAGUAACUAAUUCCUACUUGCAUGCACAUACAGCAAUGUACAGAAUGGGCUUGUUAAAUGUCAGUAACUUCCCCAAAAUGUCCUGUUUUUUCAGAAAUCCCAGUUUGAAGAUUCCCAGAAUCAGGAGGGAAUUAACAGGAAAUCUGGGAAUCCUUCUACCAGGAUUUCUGGAAAACCAGGAGAUUUUGGGAAAGUUACUGGAAUCUUGCACCCUAACAAUAUGUAAUGUUAUGUGUAUCCUAAAUGUGUACCCUCCUAUCAUCAUUAAUUAUAGAUCACUAAUAACUGACCUGGUCCUCUUUAUUCCCCAUCCAAGGACCCAGCCCUGCAGCUGACCUCCCCCAGGCCGGGGCCAUCCGUGUCGGGCCUGUUGGCCGUGGACUCCCCCCGCUCCGUGGAGCACCAGGUGCAGCUGCUCCAGAGACAGCUCCAGCAGCAGGAGCAGCAGGCCCAGGCUGCCUUAGCACAGGUAGACACGUUUUCAAACGUUCCCAAAUUAUGGUUUGCCUUGUUGAACGCAGCUGAUGAGUAACAUUGGCUAAGUUUGAUUUGCCAAAAUACUGUACAUUUCACUGUUUGUUAUGGUAGUUUAGAUCAAAAAGAGACACUUAGACUUGAGCUACAGUUCCUUGGCAGAUUAUUAGUUAGCUAGAAACCUCUUGCAGCAGUUUGCUGUGGUGGGCACAAGUGGCUAUUUCAUAUUGUGUCUAAACCGUCAUUAUAAACAGUAACGUGUGUAUUAUAAAUACUACAUUUUAUAUAUUUAGGUUUUUGUUCAUAUUUCCGAAUGUGUUUACGUUAUUGAAUGCACCACACACCUCUGGAAAACGUUUAAGUAGUUUUAAUUAGUGUUUAUUUCGUUUCAUUGGUUCUUACUACCCUGAGGAUCCCCUCUAAUGAUUGACAGUUCAACAAGGGAGAGGUAUUGCCUUUUGCUGCUGUGGCUGCAAGGGAAGACAAGACAGUGUUUUUCAUCAAAGGUAGCUCUCUGCUCUGCGGGUGUAAUAUAAGACAUUCCUCAUGACUAAUGAGCAAGCUGGCUCCACGGUGUCACUCUACGCUCUCUUUUCUGUUUCCCAUUCUCUCUUGUGAUCACGUGGCUUGUUCUAAUGACGUAUGGGCUGGUUGUUGGUUAUAACGACAGAUUCUCUCUAAUGCUGAGUGAACAGAGGCAGAAUCACAGGAGGGAAAACACUUUCAGUCUGUUAAUUUUAGUUUGAUAUUCUUUGUGUUUCUGUGUGUGUCUUUAAUAACCUAUGUGUGCAUUAGUUUGAUAUUCAUUUAUAAUAUUUACGUGUGUGUGUCCUCACAAGUAUAGUAAUACACAAAGUGUGUGUGUGUGUGUGUGUGCGUGUGUUCGCAUUUGUGCAUGCAAGCGCCUGGUGUGUAAGUAUGCACACAAAUAUACAGUACCUACAUACAGUACCUACAUACCUGCAUACAGUACCUACAUACAGUACCUACAUACCUACAUACAGUACCGACAUACAUACAGUACCGACAUACAUACAGUACCUACAUACAGUACCUACAUACAGUACCUACAUACAGUACCUACAUACAGUACCUACAUACCUACAUACAGUACCUACAUACAGUACCUACAUACCUGCAUACAGUACCUACAUACAGUACCUACAUACAGUACCUACAUACCUGCAUACAGUACCUACAUACAGUACCUACAUACAGUACCUACAUACCUACAUACAGUACCUACAUACCUACAUACAGUACUUACAUACAGUACCUACAUACCUGCAUACAGUACCUACAUACCUACAUACAGUACCUACAUACCUACAUACAGUACCUACAUACAGUACCUACAUACCUACAUACAGUACCUACAUACAGUACCUACAUACCUACAUACAGUACCUACAUACAAUACCUACAUACAGUACCUACAUACCUACAUACAGUACCUACAUACAGUACCUACAUACCUACAUACUGUACCUACAUACAGUACCUACAUACCUACAUACAGUACCUACAAACAGUACCUACAUACCUGCAUACAGUACCUACAUACAGUACCUACAUACAGUACCUACAUACAGUACCUACAUACCUACAUACAGUACCUACAUACAGUACCUACAUACCUACAUACAGUACCUACAGUACCUACAAACAGUACCUACAUACCUGCAUACAGUACCUACAAACAGUACCUACAUACCUACAUACAGUAUCUACAUACAGUACCUACAUACAGUACCUACAUAUCUACAUACAGUACCUACAUACAGUACCUACUUACCUACAUACAGUACCUACAUACAGUACCUACAUACAGUACCUACAUACCUACAUACAGUACCUACAAACAGUACCUACAUACCUGCAUACAGUACCUACAUACAGUACCUACAUACAGUACCUACAUACCUACAUACAGUACCUACAUACAGUACCUACAUACCUACAUACAGUACCUACAUACCUACAUACAGUACCUACAUACAGUACCUACAUACAUAACCUACAUACCUGCAUACAGUACUUACAUACAGUACCUACAUACAGUACCUACAUACCUGCAUACAGUACCUACAAUACAGUACCUGCAUACAGUACCUGCAUACAGUACCUACCUACAUACCUGUAUACCUGUGUGUAUACACUCUCACCCCCCCCCCCCCUGUGUGGUGUGUGUCUACCUAGACGUGUGUGCUCCAGGACCAGCUGUCAGUGGAGGUGUGUGCGAGGACAGAUGCCCAGGCCCGGGUCCAGAGACUCCUGCUGCAGAACACUGACCUGCUGCAGCACAUCUCCCUACUGGUCCAACAGAUCCAGGAGCUGGAGCUCAGAGCUGCUGGAGGACUCAGCUCCAGUAACUGGCUCUACUUCUUUAUCCCUUCCUUCUUCUCUCAUCCCUCACUUUCCUUCUUCUCUCUCUUCAUCCCUGUUUCUCUUCCCCAUCUCUCCCCCCUCAUCCCUCUCUCUUCUCAUCUCUCCCCCCUCAUCCCUCUCUCUUCUCAUCUCUCCCCCUCAUCCCUGGUUCUCUUCCCCAUCUCUCCCCCCUCAUCCCUCUCUCUUCUCAUCUCUCCCCCCUCAUCCCCUCCCCACCCCCCUCAUCCCUGUUCCCCCCUCGCUCCCCCCUAAUCCCCCCUCCUUCCACUCUCUCCCCCCCCCAUCCCCCCCUCAUCUCCCCUCCCCUGUUUUCUCUUUCCCCCUCUCCCCCCCAACCUCUCUCUUCUCACUCUCCCCCCUCACCCCUCUCCCUCUCUCUCUCCCCAAACUUGUUUCUCUUCCCCCUCCUCUCCCCCACCCCUCCCCCUUUUCUCUCCCCCCCCCUCAUCCCCUCCUCCUCUCUCCUCCCUCCUCUUCCUCUUUGUUUCUCUUCUCAUCUCUACCCCCUAAAACCCCCCCCCAACCCUCAUCCCCUCUUUUCUCUUCUCCCCUCACCCCCCCCACCCCCAAACCCCCUCACCCCCUGCUCUUCUCCUCUCUCUCCCCCCCUCAUCCCUCCUCUUCUCAUCUCUCCCCCCUCAUCCCCCGUCAAACCUCCCCUCCUCCCUCCCCCUCACCCUCUCUUCUCAUCUCUCCCCUCAUCCCUCUCUCUUCUCACCUCCCCCCCAUCCCCUCUCUUCUCAUCUCUCCCCCCUCAUCCCCCUUCUCCUCUUCCCCCUCAUCCUCUCUCUCUAUCCUCCCCCCUCAUCCCUCUCUCUUCUCAUCUCUCCCCCUCAUCCCUCUCUCUCUCAUCUCUCCCUCUCCCUCCCUCCCUCUCCCCUCUCCUCUUCUUCUCUCUCCUACCCCCUCAUCCCCCCCCAUCCCUCUCUCUUCUCAUCUCUCCCCCAUCCCUCCCUCCACUCCCCCUCAUCCCCUCUCUCUUCUCAUCUCUCCCCCCUCAUCCCUCUCUCUUCUCAUCUCUCCCCCCUCAUCCCUCUCUCUUCUCAUCUCUCCCCCCUCAUCCCUCUCUCUUCCUCAUCUCUCCUCUCUCUUCUCAUCUCUCCUCUCUCCCCUCAUCGCUCUCUCUCUCAUCUCUCCCGUUCUCAUCUCUCCCACCUCAUCCUCCCUCUCCUUCUCCUCAUCUCUCUCAUCUCUCCCCUCAUCCCUCAUCCUCUCUUCUCAUCUCUCACCUCCCCGCCUUCCCUCUCUCUUCCUCAUCACUUCCCCCCCUCAUCCCCUCUCUCUUCUCAUCUCUCUCCCUCCCCCCCAUCCCUCUCUCUUCUCAUCUCUCUUCCCCUCAUCCCUCUCAUUCUUCUCAUCUCUCUCCUCCCCCUCAUCCCUCUCUCUUCUCAUCUCUCACUCCCCUCAACCCUCUCUCUUCUCAUCUCUCCCUCUACUUACCACCCCCCCCCAACCCCCCCUCAGCCCUCCUCUCUCUCAUCUCUCCCCUCAUCCCUCUCUCUUCUCAUCUCUCCCCCCUCUCCCCUCCUCUCUUCUCCCCUCUCCCCCCCUCUCCCCUCUCCUUCAUGCAUCCCUUUCUUCUCCUCCUUCUGUACUGUCAUGUAUUUAAUAAUUAUCAAGAUUGACAUCACAGCUCAUCAGCAAUGCUGUCAUCUUACCUGUCAUCCUUGCCAUCAUCUUUCCUGUCAUCUUCCCUGUCAUCUUGCCUGUCAUCUUGUCUGUCAUCUUGCCCUUUCUAAUUUAUCAUAAUCUCCGCUCUCAAUUUUCUCCUCAAAUCACCUCCUCUCUCUCACCUCUCUCCUCUCUCUAUUCCCUCCACUCAUCUUCUUUCCUCCAUUCCCACUAAUAGUCUUAAUUUCUUUUUUAUAUUUUUUAUCUUUCUUUAUUUCUCCCUCUAUUUCAAUCUCCCUCUCUCUGUUCUCUGUAUUCUCCACAGUGGGCUCCCAGGACAGUCUGCUGGGGAUCACCUUCCGUGCCAAGCCCUCCCUGCGUGACGCCCCCACCACCCCCACCUCCAUGGGCCCCCAGCAGGGUCAGCCCCAGAUCAGCAACGGCCUAUGGGCCUCCACCCUACCAGGGUCCUCUCCACCAGGGACCAGGGCGAGCCUCUCUCUGGGGCCAGGCAGCAGUGCCGUGAGGCUGGAGUGCUUCCGCUUCCCCCACGGGGGAGAGGAGCCCCACCAGAACCAAGACCAGGAGGGGGAGAGUCCGAGCUCAGGCGGCCCAGCCGGGGACUCCCCUCUGGAGGGAGAGGAGGUCCUUGGAGCCCUGGAGCUCCUUCGGUUCCGAGAGUCGGGGAUCGGUUCCGAGUACGAGUCCAACACGGACGAGAGCAGUGACAGGGACAGCUGGGGGCAGGGCGAGGGGGCGGGGCCUGAGGGCGCGGCACGCCUCUUCAACGUGCUGAACGCAGAGAGCCCCGCGGACUGUCUGGGUGAUGAGAUGGCUGUGUAA